AUGAUAACAGGAGACGAUUUGUACAAGGUAAUGUGUGCCAUGGUGCCUCUAUAUUUCGCAAUGUUGGUGGCAUACGGAUCAGUGAAAUGGUGCAAGAUGUUCACCCCAGAUCAAUGCUCCGGAAUCAACCGUUUCGUGGCAGUGUUCGCUGUUCCAGUGCUCUCUUUCCACUUCAUUUCCCUUAACAACCCCUACCAAAUGGACACAAAGUUCAUCGUAGCGGACACCAUCUCCAAGCUUAUUGUCCUCCUUUUGCUUUCCCUUUGGGUCAUUUUCUUUGUCAAAGGCUCCUUUGAUUGGCUCAUCACUCUCUUCUCCGUAGCCACUUUGCCCAAUACACUCGUCAUGGGUAUCCCUCUCCUUCAAGCCAUGUACGGUGACUUCACCCAAAGCCUCAUGGUGCAACUCGUUGUCCUCCAAUGCAUCAUAUGGUACACUCUACUGCUAUUCUUGUUCGAGUACAGAGCAGCGACACUUUUGAUCCAAAGCAAGUUCCCAGGGCACACGGCAGCAUCUAUAACAAAAUUCGAACUUGAUGGUGAUGUCAUAUCCCUCGACGGCCACGACAUGCCGCUUCGAACCGAAUCGGAAACCGACGACCACGGCCGAAUCAUUCGGGUUCGGAUCCGAAGAUCCAUUUCCUCAGCUCCGGAAUCAAAUUCUUCCAUCGGCACCGCCGUCAUCACUCCCAGACCCUCCAACCUCUCCAACGCCGACAUUUUCUCCAUCAACACGCCGCUUCACGCGCUCGACGGCGAGUUACCCUUCGGUGCCAGCCCCCACCUCUCCGGCUACGCUUCCUCCGACGCGUACUCGCUGCAACCAACGCCAAGGGCAUCUAAUUUCAAUGAGAUGGAGACGGGCACGCCCGUUUGGGGGAGGUCUCCGGUCGCCGGUGGAAGAGGAUGCCGGCAGGCGUCGCCGGCGGGGAGAGUGGUGUGGGAGUCGCCGGGGAAAUGCCUGGCAGAAGAGAGACACGAAUGCAAGGACAUUACUAUGUCAGUCCCACAUAAAGAAAUCAGCUUCAGAGACAGCACCAAAGUCCCAAUGCCGGAUGAAGCUGAAGAUCCCAAAGAGACAGUUAUCAGUAACCAGAAAAUGCCACAUGCCUUUGUCAUGAUAAGACUAAUACUUAUCGUAGUAGGAAGGAAACUUGCUCGAAACCCUAAUACAUAUUCCAGUGUAUUAGGACUUCUUUGGUCUCUUAUCUCUUUCAAGUGGAAUGUGGAAAUGCCAAGUCUUGUCAAAUCGUCUGUCAAAAUCAUCUCGGAUGCAGGCCUUGGGAUGGCUAUGUUUAGCUUAGGGCUUUUCAUGGCCCUUCAGCCCCGAAUCAUAGCCUGCGGUACCAAAAGGGCAGUGAUGGGUAUGGUCAUUCGCUUCCUAUGUGGGCCUCUUGUAAUGUCAGCUUCUUCCAUUGCCAUUGGAUUGAGACAAGACAAACUUCACACUGCCAUUGUACAGGCUGCACUUCCACAGGGGAUUGUGCCAUUUGUAUUUGCAAGGGAAUAUGGGUUGCAUCCUGAUAUUUUGAGCACAGGGGUUAUCUUUGGCAUGUUGAUUUCCUUACCGAUAACUCUCCUAUAUUACAUAUUUCUUGGGUUGUGA
Molecule: messenger RNA, 1605 nt
Organism: Abrus precatorius (Indian licorice)
Lineage: Eukaryota; Viridiplantae; Streptophyta; Magnoliopsida; Fabales; Fabaceae
Product: auxin efflux carrier component 6
Exons: 8
Coding region: 1-1605 (534 amino acids)
Biological process (GO): auxin polar transport; auxin export across the plasma membrane
Cellular component (GO): endoplasmic reticulum; plasma membrane
Molecular function (GO): auxin efflux transmembrane transporter activity
Source: RefSeq, a predicted model, not a curated record